AUGAAAAGGAAAGAUGAUCUCCUCAAGAAACGGUCCGUAACAACUCCUGAGUUACAAACUUCAUUCUUGGAUAAUUUAAAGAAAAAUGAUGUCAGUAAUUUAGUUAAAGUGAAUCAAUAUAAAAUAGGUAGAUCAAGCUCAGCUAAUGUUUUUAUGGAAUAUGGCGGGGACUUUUCAAAUGAUCCAGAUCCAAUUUUGGUAAAAUCUUCUGCACGAGCAUUAUCACAAACUCAAAAUCUGACAUCUAAAUUGAAUAUUGAUGACAAGAUUGGAUCUCAAAAUGUAAUAAGAAGUCCUCCAUUAAAUAAUUCCGCUAUUUCAACUAUAGGAAAAUCAGCUUUGAGUAAUAAUGAAGUAAAAGAAACAAGAAGUGCACCUAGAGAAACAGAACAGCUCAUUAUUGAACCCUUUAACAGAACAAUCAAUGAAGACAAGAAACCUCAAAAACCAAAGCUAGCUGCAAAUGAUGAAAAGGUAAUUGCACAGAAAAAUAUAUCCCAAAAGUCUACUAAUCACCAAAAAAGCACCAUUGAAUCUAUUGAUGAGAAACCUAUUCCUAAUUUAAAAUAUUCAAUCAAAGUUUUGCCAAAAUCAAAAAAGAGCAACCAAGACAAGGAAAUUUAUGGGUCUUAUCCUAACGAAAUUAUGGAACCAAUCCCACCACAGCCAAAAAUAUCUGAAGAUCAUGGAGCAAGUUCCAAACCAGAAAUAAGCACAGACCAUAAUACAGGUACAUCAACAAUUAUGGAGCAAACAUUACCAUCAAAUUCCGGGGAUAGCUCAGAUGCAAACCUUAAGUUUUCUGAAGAAGUGGCUUCAAGAAGGGAUGCAACAGUGAUAUAUACAAAAAAGAAUGAUGAAAAUAUUUCUAGUGGAUCUAUUAAAGAGAAAAUUGAUGAUUUUAUUCCAAGUCUUGGUGCUGGACUAAUUAGCUCUAGAAACCUGAUGCUAGGUGCUAGCUCAAUUAUUCGAAAUUAUCGAAAUUCCAAUGUAUCAGAAUAUUCAAAAGAUGAUCCUUAUGUGACACCAACUUCCACACCAGCUCUGGAUGGAAUAUCUAAAAAAAGUCUUAAAUUUUUUAUUGUUGCUUUAAUUAGUCUCAUCAUACUACUAAUUGCAGGAUUUGUUCCUGCCAUUUUACAACUAUCUAAGGGUACCCAUAACUCCGUCAACCAUUAUUUUCAAAACAAAAAUAAUCUUCCUCAUUUGAGAGAGCUUGCUGAAAAAUAUUUGAAACUGAAUAACAAAUUUGAUUUUGGAAAUCAUUACAAUACUAUUGAUGGAUUAAACGAAGAUGUCAAGAAAGAUCUGGAAGUUGUUCUGCUAAUGAGUACUGUUUCAAAUGUUAUGUUCCAUGGAAUUGCUUAUUCACCAAUUAAUGCAUUAGAACCUUAUUGUGGGUUUGCCAAACAUGAUGCUAUGUUAGAUUUAGCUAAAUUAUCAACGGUAACAACAAGAAUAAGAACAUAUGGUAUGCAAUGUGAUCAAGCUGAUUUAGUUUUAGAUGCAAUUGAUCAUAUGAAUUUAAAUAUGACUUUAGCAAUGGGAGUUUGGAUUGGGCUGGAUGAUGAAGUUAAUAAACAACAAAUGAAUUUGAUGAAAAAAGUUGUGGCAAGAUUACCAGAGCCUUCAAGAUUAAUAAAUUCAAUUUUCAUUGGUAAUGAAGUGUUAUUUAGAGAGGAUAAAACAGAAAAUGAAUUAAUAGAAUAUAUUCUUGAUGCCAAAAAUUAUUUAAAAAUGAUGCAUAUUGAUGAUAUUGCGGUUGGAACUUCGGAAAUUGGUUCGUUAAUUAGUUCAAAUUUAUUGAAAAAUUGUGAUGUUGUGGGUGCUAAUAUUCAUCCUUUCUUUGGUGGUGUAUCGGUCGAAGGUGCUACUAAAUGGACUUUAGAUUUUUUAGAGUAUCAAAUUAAACCAUAUAAUCAAGGUAUUAACACUCAUAUUAUUAUAACUGAAGUUGGUUGGCCAAAAGGUGGUGGUCUGUACAAAAAAGCUAAUGCCACAACUGAGAAUUUAAAAUCAUUUAUUAGUGAUUUUUUAUGUAUUAUGAGAAAUAUACCUAUUGAAUAUUAUUUUUUUGAAGCUUUUGAUGAACCAUGGAAACAAAUAUUUUGGUCACCUAAUCAAAAAUGGGAAACUGAAUGGGGUAUUUUUAAUUCUGAUAGACUGAAUAAGUUUUCACUACAAAAUUUAGGAUGUAUUUAG
Messenger RNA from Lodderomyces pseudojiufengensis, 2202 nucleotides. RefSeq lists its product as uncharacterized. Lineage: Eukaryota; Fungi; Ascomycota; Pichiomycetes; Serinales; Debaryomycetaceae. Gene Ontology annotation, cellular component: cell surface; extracellular region; fungal-type cell wall. Gene Ontology annotation, molecular function: glucan endo-1,3-beta-D-glucosidase activity; 1,3-beta-glucanosyltransferase activity. The transcript has a single exon. The record is from RefSeq and is a predicted model, not a curated record. The coding region runs from base 1 to 2202 and encodes 733 amino acids. Gene Ontology annotation, biological process: carbohydrate metabolic process; cell wall organization.